Phascolarctos cinereus (koala) is the source of this 2745-nucleotide messenger RNA. RefSeq names its product galactosylceramidase (gene GALC). Gene Ontology annotation, molecular function: galactosylceramidase activity. Lineage: Eukaryota; Metazoa; Chordata; Mammalia; Diprotodontia; Phascolarctidae. Gene Ontology annotation, cellular component: lysosome. The record is from RefSeq and is a predicted model, not a curated record. Gene Ontology annotation, biological process: galactosylceramide catabolic process.
CAUGUGACUAACAUAAUGGCCAGUACCUAACCUGGUCCGUUACUGCCGGCUUCAGCCUGGUGAAAGAUGGUGGCUUACAAGCUUUGGACCAGCCUCCGAGGGGCGAAGGGGCGGUUAUUUCUGCUGCUGCUGCUGCUGCUGUUGCUGGGGCUGCUGCCGGGGCCUCACCACCCCGCGUGGGUGUUCGGCUUUCGACCCCCUCUGAAACGCUUGCUGCACAGGGACCCCUACGUCCUGGAUGAUGUCCCUGGGCUCGGUCGGGUGUUUGACGGCAUCGGCGGGCUGAGCGGUGGCGGGGCAACCUCCAGACUUCUGGUCAAUUACCCUGAGCCUUAUCGUUCCGAAAUAUUGGAUUAUUUAUUUAAGCCAAACUUUGGUGCCUCUUUGCAUAUUCUGAAAGUGGAAAUAGGUGGUGAUGGACAAACAACAGAUGGCACUGAGCCCUCUCAUAUGCACUAUGCAGAUGACAAGAACUAUUUCCGGGGUUAUGAAUGGUGGCUAAUGAAGGAAGCUAAGAAGAGGAAUCCCAAUAUUAAACUUGUUGGGUUACCCUGGUCAUUUCCUGGUUGGAUAGGUGAUGGUCAAAACUGGCCCUAUGUCAUGCCUCAUGUUACUGCUUUGUAUGUCGUGAGCUGGAUUUUGGGUGCUAAACAAUAUCAUGAUUUGGAUAUCGAUUACAUUGGGAUUUGGAACGAGAGAGCAUUUGACAGUGAAUAUGUAAAGGUAUUAAGAAAAAUACUUUAUCAGUAUGGCCUGAACAGAGUGAAGAUCAUAGCCAGUGAUUACCUCUGGCAGCCCAUUUCCUUUUCUAUGUUACAUGAUCGUGAACUCAUGGAAGCCAUUGAUGUUAUCGGGGCUCAUUAUCCUGGAACUCAUACUGUAGCUGCAGCCCUGGCAACCAACAAAAUACUCUGGUCUUCAGAAGAUUAUAGCACUUUCAAUGAUGAAGUGGGUGGAGGCUGCUGGGCCCGCAUCUUGAAUCAGAAUUAUGUGAAUGGCAACAUGUCUGCCACAAUCGCUUGGAACUUGGUGGCUAGUUACUAUCAGCAGCUACCUUUUGGGAGAGAUGGACUAAUGACUGCUCAGGAGCCCUGGAGUGGGCAUUAUGUCGUGGAGAGUCCUGUCUGGAUUUCGGCUCAUACCACUCAGUUUGCUCAGCCAGGAUGGCAAUACCUGAAAACAGUUGGCCAUUUACUUGACGGUGGAAGCUAUGUAGCUCUUACUGAUGGCUUAGGUAACCUCACUGUUAUCAUAGAAACCAUGACUCAUAAGCAUUCAAAAUGCAUAAGGCCACCUCUUCCUUUCUUCAGAGUGUCUGAACAAACUGCAAGUUUCACUCUUAAGGGAUCCUUUAAAGAAUUAAGAACGCUACAGGUAUGGUAUUCCAAAUUCGGGAGCCAAGCUGGGAAUACCUCCGUCUUAUUCAAACAGCUACCUCCUCUAAAGAUUACUAAUGGCACAGUCACAUUAAAAUUAGGUGUGGAUGAAGUAUAUACUUUAACAACGAUCACUACAGGUCAGAAGGGCAGUUAUCCUAUUCCUCCAGUAUCACAACCAUUUCCAACUAGCUAUAAAGAUGAUUUCAAUAUUCGUAAUCCACCUUUUAGUGAAGCUCCGAAUUUUGCUGAUCAGACAGGAGUAUUUGAGUACUUCACCAAUGUCGAACAGGUGGGGGACCAUGCCUUUACCUUACGCCAAGUGGUCACUGAGCGACCAAUCACUUGGGCCUUUGAUGCAGAUCAGACGAUCAGUAUAAUAGGAGACUAUAACUGCACUACAGAGGAAUUAUGGCUGUGGAAGAGUGAGCUGCACUGUCUUCUAUUUCAUCCAUUAUCUAUAAAAUUUCCUGAUAAGUGCUGAAUCCAGAAUCACUUAUUAUGGGUUGUGAUAUGUGAGGCAGAAAAAAAUUGUAAGGUCUCUCUCAAUUUAAAUAGAAAGAUGAGUUUAUCAUGCUGUCUGUGCUACUUGUGGUCCUUUUAAACAUCUGAGUAACAGGAAUGAAGUAGGGCGUAUGGAUUACAUAGUUGAUUAAAUAUAGUUUCUUCCCAGUAAGUUCACAGCUUAGAUAGCAAAGAGAUAUUUUUUUACCCUUAUGCAUACACUUGUAAUUGUGAAAACUAAGAUUGUUUUUGCCAUGGAGUUGUAGAAAGCCAUAGUUUGUUAGAGCUGAAAGGGACCCCAGAAUUUACCUAGUGUAUAAUCUCUUUAUUUUACAGAUGUGGAAGCUGGGACAUUGGCUUUUCUGUAAAGUACUCCCUUUCCUCCAUUAGUUAUUGUAAUGUUGAGGUGAUUUUCUUAAUUGCAAUUUCAUUUUGAAGAUGCUGCUUUAGUUUUAUUUUCCUUUAAAUGAAAUAGUCAUUUCCAGUGUGUGAACGCUAAUUCCAGGGCCAGCACUCACCUACCCACAGUGCCUGGGAUAUGAUGGGAGCUUAAUAAAUACUUGUCUGUUCAUCGAAGAUCAUCAGUAAAAAGAGAUUCUGAGAGCUAAAGAAAACCCCCACUUCAUUCUGGUUCCCCACUUUCUUUCUUGUCCACCUUACUCAGAAUUUCAUUGCAAAAAUGUCAUUUGUUUCCCCUAACCUCACGGUUUGGAGUAGUCAUUAGUCAUUAAAUAGUAUAUAAAUUAAUUUCAGAGAUAAUAUAAUUUGUUUUUUCGUCAUUCUUCACGCAGAAUUGAAUAAAGCAAUUGCAACCAUGCAAUUGCCCCUGGGUGGUAUAAAAUAAACCUAGAGAGAGUUCAUUGUG